Messenger RNA from Babjeviella inositovora NRRL Y-12698, 1299 nucleotides. RefSeq names its product histone acetyltransferase (gene GCN5). The transcript has 2 exons. Gene Ontology annotation, cellular component: histone acetyltransferase complex. Lineage: Eukaryota; Fungi; Ascomycota; Pichiomycetes; Serinales. Gene Ontology annotation, molecular function: protein binding; histone H3 acetyltransferase activity. The record is from RefSeq and is a predicted model, not a curated record. Gene Ontology annotation, biological process: positive regulation of transcription by RNA polymerase II; chromatin remodeling. The coding region runs from base 1 to 1299 and encodes 432 amino acids.
AUGGGACUUGUCGUGGUUGCGGUAACAGAAAAGUCUUCAUCAAUACUAGCCCUAAAAGACGAUCCGGACGAAGAGUCUGACCACACAGCCGUUUCGGAACUAAAAGAAGAAGAUAGUGACGAAUCCGAGUCAGACGAAGAAGAAGAAGAAGAAGAAGAAGAAGAAGCCAAUGAAACAGAUGAAGUGGAGGAAAACAAACUCACAACAAAGUUUGAGUUUGAUGGUAUUGAAUACUCAUUCAAGGAACGGCCUUCAGUGCUUGAGGAGAAGGAGGGCCGCAUCGAGUUUCGAGUGGUGAACAAUGACAGUUCCAGAGAAAGCAUGAUUGUACUCACGGGACUCAAAAACAUCUUCCAGAAGCAGUUACCAAACAUGCCGAAGGAGUACAUCGCGCGCUUGGUGUAUGACCGGAGUCACUUGUCGAUUGCGGUGGUACGAAAGCCGCUCACGGUCGUGGGAGGUAUCACGUACAAACCGUUCAACAACCGGAAAUUUGCGGAGAUUGUGUUCUGUGCGAUCAGCUCGACGGAGCAGGUUCGAGGCUAUGGUGCGCACAUGAUGAACCAUUUGAAGGACUACGUGCGCGCCACAUCGGAAAUGCGGCACUUUUUGACGUAUGCCGAUAACUACGCCAUCGGAUACUUCAAGAAACAAGGGUUCACUAAAGAAAUCACUCUUGAGAAAUCUAUCUGGAUGGGUUACAUUAAGGAUUAUGAGGGCGGGACAUUGAUGCAAUGCUCGAUGCUCCCGCGCAUCCGGUACCUCGACAGCGCAAAGAUUCUCUUGCUCCAAAAGGCGGCUAUCCAGCGCAAAAUCCGCUCCAUUUCCAAGUCCCAUAUUGUACGAGACGGUUUGAAUUGUUUUAAAGAGAGUAACUUCAAGCCCAUUGACCCGAUGACGAUUCCCGGGUUGAAGGAGGCAGGCUGGACGCCAGAGAUGGAUGCUUUAGCCCAGAGACCUAAGAAGGGACCACACUACGCAUUUAUGGCCAACUUGUUGACCGAAGUACAGAACCACCCAUCUGCCUGGCCGUUUAUCCAGCCUGUAAACAGGGUCGAGGUGGCGGAUUACUACGAGGUGAUCAAGGAGCCGAUGGACUUGAGCACCAUGGAGACCAAGUUGGAGAACGAUCACUACGAAACGUUGGAGGAGUUUAUCUACGACGCCAGGCUCGUGUUCAACAACUGCCGGUCGUACAAUAACGAGACUACCACGUACUUCAAGCACGCAUCGAAAUUAGAGAAGUUCUUCAGCAACAAGAUCAAAGAGGUGCCCGAGUAUUCUCAUAUGAUUGAAUAG